This is a messenger RNA of Sorex fumeus (smoky shrew), 1770 nucleotides long. It is a transcript of the gene DDX28, whose product is annotated as DEAD-box helicase 28. The record is from RefSeq and is a predicted model, not a curated record. The coding region runs from base 15 to 1625 and encodes 536 amino acids. Gene Ontology annotation, cellular component: mitochondrion. Gene Ontology annotation, biological process: mitochondrial large ribosomal subunit assembly. NCBI's taxonomy places the organism in Eukaryota, Metazoa, Chordata, Mammalia, Eulipotyphla, Soricidae. The transcript has a single exon. Gene Ontology annotation, molecular function: ATP binding; RNA helicase activity; nucleic acid binding.
CCGCCUCGGGGAACAUGGCGCUGGCCCGGCCCCCGCGCCUCCUGUGCUUCACGGCUCGGUGGCUUCUGGCUCCUAGACGGGAGCUGGCGGUAGGGGACCCCGAUGAGCCCCUGCCGGUGGUGCGAGUCCCGCGGGCUCUCCAGCGGCGGCAGGAACUGCGGCAGCGCGGCCGGGAGGGCCCCGCGCAGCCGGUGCUGGCGCGACCCGGUCCGCUGCUGGUGUCGGCGCGGCGGCCCGAGCUGAACCAGCCUGCUCGCCUCACGCUGAGCCGUUGGGAGAGCGCGCCCCUCGCCUCGCGCGGCUGGAAGAGCCGCCGCGCGCGCCAGGACUAUUUCUCCAUCGAGCGCGCGCAGCGCGACGCCCCCGCGCUGCGGAAGCUCGCGGAAUCCCGCACCUUCGCCGACCUGGGGCUGCAACCCCGCGUGCUGCGCGCCCUGCAGGAGGCCGCCCCCGAGGUGGUCAGGCCCACCACCGUGCAGUCGAGCACCAUCCCCCCGCUGCUUCGCGGCCGCCACCUCCUGUGCGCCGCCGAAACCGGCAGUGGUAAGACCCUCAGUUACCUCCUGCCUCUGCUGCAGCGGCUCCUAGACCGGCCGAGCCUGGAAACGGGCCAGCUCCCCGCUCCCCGGGGCCUCGUCCUCGUACCUUCCCGAGAAUUGGCCGAGCAGGUGCGGAUCGUCGCGCAGCCCUUGGGCAGCUCCCUGGGCCUCCAGGUGGCAGAGCUCGGGGGAGGCCACGGCCUGAACCGGAUCAAGCUGCAGCUGGCCAGACAGCCGCGGGCUGAUGUGCUGGUGGCCACGCCCGGAGGGCUGUGGAAGGCCCUGAGGCGGCGGCUGCUCAGCCUGGAGCUGCUCUCUUUCUUGGUGUUGGACGAGGCCGACACGCUGUUGGAUGAAAGCUUCCUGGAACUGGUGGAAUUCAUUCUGGAGAAGAGCAAUAUAGCAGAGGGUUCCGCUGACUUGGAAGACCCCUUCAGCCCCAAAGCCCAGUUAGUGUUGGUGGGGGCCACCUUUCCCGAAGGGGUUGGCCAGCUACUGAGUAAAGUUGCCAGCCCAGAAUCACUAACCACCAUCACCAGCUCCAAGCUCCACUGUAUCAUGCCUCACGUCAAACAGACAUUCAUGCGACUGAAGGGGGCAGAGAAGGUGCCCGAGCUGGUACAGCUGCUCAAGCAGCGGGACAGUGGUACCUCGGGGUCAGUGCUGGUGUUCUGUAACAGCUCCAGCACUGUCAACUGGCUGGGGUACAUUCUGGAUGACCACAAGAUCCAGCACCUUCGGCUGCAGGGACAGAUGCCAGCCUCCAUGCGGGCAGGGAUCUUUCAGGCCUUCCAGAAGGGCUCCCGGGACGUCCUGCUCUGUACAGACAUAGCCUCUCGGGGCCUGGACAGCACCCAAGUGGAACUGGUUGUCAAUUAUGAUUUCCCCCUCACCCUGCAAGAUUACAUCCACCGGGCAGGCCGGGUAGGCCGGGUGGGGAGCGAGGUGCCAGGCACUGUCAUCAGCUUUGUGACCCACCCUUGGGACGUCAGCCUGGUUCAGAAGAUUGAGCUGGCAGCUCGCCGACGAAGAAGCCUGCCAGGACUAGUGUCCUCUGUGAGCGAGCCUUUGCCCCAGCACACCUGAGACCAGCGGGCUUCAGUGUGACACCACAGCAGGAGUGUGCUGCUCCCUGGGCAGGGCGUGCUCUGGUCAGCAGGCUCCCUGAUGAGCUCUGGCAGGGAGAGGUCAGAAGCCCGCCAGCACUGCUGAGCUCGGUGCUCUCUAGUCU